AUGGAGAAGUUCCUCCGCGGUUGGCGACAGGAUGCUCUGAACAGAGGUCAGAACGACUCUGCCAUCUAUAUCGGGGACAAGGUCCUAGCGUUGACAAACAGCGAUGCCGACGCCUUUUGGCUUGCGCAGGUUCAUUUCAACAAUAACAACUUCACUCGAGCCCUAGCUCUACUCUCCCGGAAAGACCUGGUAUCUCGAAGCACAUCAUGUAAAUAUCUCGCCGCCCAUUGUUACAUCAAACAAAACAAGUUCGAAGCUGCUCUCAACAUCCUCGGAGACCAGAAUCCAACCCACCUUAUCACAACGGCAGGUCAUAGUCGGCGAAAAAUACAACAUUUGAACGGUCAUAGCCAUGUAACGCUUAGGAAUGGGAAAACGGCUGCGUCAAGAUCGGACCGCGCGGACAGAAGUGAAGAACGGGAUCGAGAAGAUGCUAAUAAUAUACGUUUCGAGGCAGCAAUGUGCUAUCUACGUGGGCUCUGUUAUGCGAAACAAAAUGCAUUUGACCGUGCACGGGACUGUUAUAAAGACGCUGUUCGAAUAGACAUUCAAUGUUUUGAAGCCUUUGAUCAGCUCAUGAAAAACUCACUCAUGUCUCCCGCCGAAGAGCUUGAAUUUUUGGAAUCACUGGAUUUUGAUUCUGUGACUGUACCUUCGGAACCAUCAAAGUCACAAGAAGCCGCGCAUUUCGUGAAGAUGCUUUAUACGACGAGACUAUCCAAGUAUACUUCUCCUGCUACGCUUUCUGAUGCCACCGAGACCCUGUCGACACAUUACAACCUCGCCACCAACCCCGAUAUUCUCCUUUCCCGUGCUGAAGCACUAUAUACGCAAUGUCGAUUUCUGGAAGCUUUGGAGCUCACCUCUUCAAUCCUCACAUCCCCUGAAACGGCAGGAGCAAUGACCGAGUCAUCGGUGAUUCCAGGUCAGAACCUGGGACAUUCGCCCGCCGUGUACCCGUUGCACCUGGCUUGUCUUUAUGAGACUGGAGCCGUCAAUGCGUUAUUUUUAUUAUCGCAUACCUUGGCUGACAACGCUCCAGAGGAGCCAUACACAUACUUGGCUAUCGGUGUAUAUUAUCUCUCCGUGGCUAAAAUUGCCGAAGCACGACGUUUCUUCUCCAAAGCCUCACUUCUAGAUCCUCAUUCAGCACCAGCUUGGAUUGGGUUUGCACAUACCUUCGCCGCUGAGGGAGAGCAUGACCAGGCGAUUGCAGCGUACAGCACUGCAGCGCGAUUGUUUCAGGGUAGUCAUCUGCCACAAUUGUUCCUGGGAAUGCAGCAUUUAGCCCUAAACAAUAUGUCUCUUGCGCAUGAAUAUCUAUGCGCAGCAUACUCUAUGUCUUCCGGAUCGCCAUCGGGCUCCUUGACCACCAUCCCCAAAGGACCAUCUAGCGGACUGCCGGCACUCGGUGGCGAUCCCCUCGUGCUAAAUGAAUUAGGUGUUGUACUAUACCAUCAAGGCAACUUCAAGCCUGCAGCGGAACUAUUCCAUCAGGCGCUCGCAUUAGCAAACUCAUUGCAAUGCGACCCCGGAGCAUGGGUGGCUACUCGGGCGAAUCUAGGACAUGCCUAUAGACGUAUGGGGGAACUGAAUGACGCACUAGCUCAGUUCGAUGAGUGUAUAAGAGUUGGUGCAGGCGGCGGUGCGACCGGAUACAGUGCCGCAAUAGGAGGUACCUCGGCCACAUCGGCAGGAGUGGCCGGGUACGAAGAUCGUGGGUUGAUUGGGUCUCUUCAUACAUCCCGCGGUCUUGUUUACCUACAACUUGGUCGGACGCUGGAUGCUGUAACUGUCCUGCACGAGGCUGUAAGAGUUCUCGGAGUAAGCGGAGGCGACGCAGCAGGCGGCGCCGGCACUGCAGGUACCAUUCUCGCCCGGGCAUUGGAGCUAUGGUCUAUGGAAAACCGCAUAAAAGCCAUCAAAACAGCCAACAGUGGACGCCAAAGACGGGACGCGGCAUCUCGCUCACGCGACGACGCAUAUGGAUCAAACUUGACCGAAGAAAUCAUCCAUGCCGAAGACGAUGUCGAAACGGAACUGGACGCACAUGCAGAGGGCCUCCUGGGCACAGCCCUGAAUAAAGUCCGCCCGCGACGCGCAGGUAAAAAACCUCAGAGAUCAGCAGGGGAAAUGAAGCGCAACUUCCUAGUCGACGCAGUCCGACGAGACGAGUACAAUCUAGGCGUCCUGAUGGUUCUUGAUUGA
Talaromyces amestolkiae is the source of this 2208-nucleotide messenger RNA. RefSeq lists its product as uncharacterized. Gene Ontology annotation, biological process: cell division. Gene Ontology annotation, molecular function: protein binding. The transcript is spliced from 3 exons. The coding region runs from base 1 to 2208 and encodes 735 amino acids. The record is from RefSeq and is a predicted model, not a curated record. Lineage: Eukaryota; Fungi; Ascomycota; Eurotiomycetes; Eurotiales; Trichocomaceae.